GAAAGGCAGGGUGAGGGAGUGAGAAAGAGGGGAAACGCGGCGGCUGGAAGUUUUGAACCUGUGAUCACUGUAGCUGGUGCGCAUCCAGAUCAGGGGUUCUUCCGACAAGCAAGGGCGAAGGAAAUUCCAGCGUCUGGAAUGCUCUAAAUUGAAAUGAUUUUUGUUUCUAUAAAGGAGGGGCUGUUGGUGACAUUUUCUUAUUUUGGAAGGAAGCAUACAUUUAUAGGAAGGGGCAAGAAAACAGGCACUAUUCUCCCUGGCUGAGGAUUGAAGUUCAGUUGUUAUGUGGAGUGCCGGGGUGUUUGUCCUACGCACAACAUAUUGCGUGACUGAAGAAGUAAGGAUUUAAUAGCUUUGAUUGCAAUGGCAGUGAACCACACAAGGACAAACUAAAAGUGGACCACAAAAAGACUACUGCCAGAAGUGACGACACUCCUUGUUUUAAAUGGUGCCUGGACUACCAAUCAGAGAUCUCCGCUUAGUUCUUUUGGAAGUACAACCUGUGCUUGGAUUAUCGCCUUCCCUUCUGGAGUUGGAGUUCUGGUGAGGAUCUCCAAUUCCUAUUUCAUCUGGAUCCGUGAGUGGCGGUACAUUUUCGGAUCGCCAAGUGGGUCCUUUUUUGGGGUUUGUAUGUCUGACCAGAGAUGAUUCGCUGCGUGUGCUGGUCCUGAGCUGCCCUGUCCUGAGCCCUGGCCUGUGGGACCCCGUGACCAUGCUGACCAAGCUCCCGGAGCCAGCCAGAGCAGAGACCCAACCCGCGCCAAGGCUAGCUACCCCAUCCACAGCAGCAUGUCCCAGCCAGACGCGGCUCCGUUGGUGCCGAACGGCUUGGGGCCCGGGGAGGGUAACGGGGCUCAGUUGCGCUGGGCAGCCCUGCUCAUGGUCAUGGUCAUCAUCCCCACCAUCGGGGGCAACAUUCUGGUCAUCUUGGCUGUGUCUCUGGAGAGGAAGCUACAGAACGCUACCAACUACUUCCUGAUGUCACUGGCAAUGGCCGACCUGCUCGUGGGACUCCUGGUGAUGCCCAUUGCCUUGGUCACGGUGCUGUACAAUUCGGGAUGGCCUCUCCCUGACUUCCUCUGCCCCAUCUGGCUCUUCCUGGACGUCCUGUUCUCCACAGCAUCCAUCAUGCACCUGUGUGCCAUAUCACUCGACCGCUACGUCGCCAUCAAGAAGCCCAUCCAGCACAGUCAGUACAAGUCUCGGGCCAAAGCUAUAGCCAAGAUUGCAUUGGUCUGGCUAAUAUCCAUCGGUAUAGCGAUCCCAAUUCCUAUCAAAGGCCUGGGGAACAUGCCAAACAACGCCACCUUUAACAGCAACCACACCUGCCUGUUGAAGCCCGACAGCUUUCGAGAGUUCAUCAUGUUUGGCUCCCUGGCAGCCUUUUUCAUCCCUUUAACCAUCAUGAUGGUCAUCUACCUGCUAACCAUUCAGGUGCUGCGCAAGAAAGUCUACCUGCUCAGGUCAAAGGUCACCCAACGCUUCACUCGUCCAACCGUCUCCACGGUCUCCCAGAAGGAGCAGCCCAUACCCAUGGUCGGUUCACCUGCUGACAAGCUGGCCAUGCUGGAGGGGCUGAGGAGGGAGAAGAUUCCGGGGGGAUCCAAUGCUAGCGCCAACCCCAACACCCCCUUCAUAUGCGAGGACAUGCCCGUUCGCCGCAUGUCCACGAUGGGCAAGAAGUCCAUGCAGAACCUUAGCAACGAGCAGCGGGCCUCAAAAGUGCUGGGCAUCGUCUUCCUCCUGUUUGUGGUAAUGUGGUGCCCCUUCUUCAUCACCAACGUCACCUCAGUGCUGUGUGCCAGCUGUGACCUCAACGUUAUCGGGCGUCUCAUGGAGAUCUUUGUGUGGGUGGGCUACGUGUCGUCGGGCAUCAACCCGCUCGUCUACACCCUGUUCAACAAGACCUUCCGCCAGGCUUUCACGCGCUACAUGACCUGCAACUACAGUAGCACGGCCGGUAACGGGCCCGACGGGCACACCCCGGUGCGGAACGGGCGACGGAAUUUGACCCGGAUCUCUUUCCGUUCCUCAAUGGCGGAGAACUCAAAGCGGUUCAUGAAGCGGGGGAUGAAGAACGGCAUCGGUCCGGUAAAUUACCAGAGCCCUCUGAGGCGACGACAAGCACCCGUCCAGUCUUCCAGCUGUGUCGUCAUCGACACACUGCUCCUGACAGAGAACGAGGACUGUAAACCCGAGGAGCACGUCAGUUAUGUUUAGGGACGUGAGGAAUCGUCUAUUGGGGAGUUCACAAAGCCCACAGACAUAUAAGGGCACAACCUCUAUGAGAGGGAUAUGAGGACAGGAUACAAGAUUCAGUUUGCAUUCUUCAGGGGACACCAUGCAUCAGUUUCUGUGAAUUAUGUUUGGGCUGUAAGAGCUAAACACAAGGGAAGAAAGAAGAUUUCAGAAACGAGGGGCCCCCAGAUUCUGUACUAAACAUUGCUGAACUUUCUGUAAAUUGAGUCUGUCAGAAGGUACACUGAAGCGCUUGCCCUCAAUAAAAAUCGAAGCCGACAAAGCUUUGGUUGGAUCGUCCUUAAGGAGACUGCCAGACAAAAACUUCAGGAAUGAAGACUGACUAAACUUUCCCUGGAUACAGUGCGUUUUCUCUCUCUCAUGCUAAUCAUGACACCUUGGGCUAUUUUAAUCUGCUAUGGACAAUUUCCAUUAAGGAGCUUACAUGCUUACCUAUGGAGAGUACAAACACUACUCCCACCUUAUAAACUAAACAUUCUUCUGGCUCCACAAAACUCACGAUUCUUUAAGAGAAUAGCCUACUUACAUAAUAGAUGGCACCGAUUUUAACUGCAGGUUUUGGUAAUCUUUUUUACUUUUAUCAACAGUCGUUGUAUAGGCAAGUCUUGGAAUGUCAAACCGUUUCUGUUGCCCAGUGUUAUUACAUUCAAGCAGCUUGUUGUAUGAAAGUGUUACAAGGACAAACCCUUUGCAAAUGGGAAGCUUUGCUAUACAGACAAAUAAAAUGUAUGGAAAAGAUGGCCUUCUUAGUACCUG
Messenger RNA from Osmerus eperlanus (European smelt), 3015 nucleotides. RefSeq names its product 5-hydroxytryptamine (serotonin) receptor 2B, G protein-coupled (gene htr2b). Gene Ontology annotation, molecular function: neurotransmitter receptor activity; G protein-coupled serotonin receptor activity. Gene Ontology annotation, cellular component: plasma membrane; dendrite. The transcript is spliced from 4 exons. Gene Ontology annotation, biological process: phospholipase C-activating G protein-coupled receptor signaling pathway; regulation of behavior; heart development. The record is from RefSeq and is a predicted model, not a curated record. Lineage: Eukaryota; Metazoa; Chordata; Actinopteri; Osmeriformes; Osmeridae. Bases 790 to 2220 code for a protein of 476 amino acids.